AUGUCCCGACGGCCCUCCACCGGCGCGGCGCGGCGCUGCGGGGCGUGAGCGCUGAGUGGGCCGAGGAGGGCGAGAAGGUCGAGGCAGGCCACACACGGGGCGGCACGCCACUGCACGGCAUCCGAUGCGUCACCGGGGCGGUGCCGGCGGUGCUGUGUACUGAGUGGCAUGCAGUGACAUGAGGGUCGGCCCGGCAUGUCGGGGUGGUGGAGCUGGCGGAGUCGGCCCCGGGAGCGGCUACGGCGCGUGGCCGGCCAUCCGCGCCUGGCUGCUGUCCGCCCUCGUGGUGCACAGCGCCGUGGCCGGCAACCCGGACGCCAAGCGGCUGUACGACGACCUGCUCUCCAACUACAACAAGCUGGUCAGGCCCGUCGUCAACACCAGCGAUGUGCUGCGCGUCUGCAUCAAGCUCAAGCUGUCGCAGCUCAUCGAUGUGAACUUGAAGAACCAGAUCAUGACGACCAACCUGUGGGUCGAACAGUCGUGGUACGACUACAAGCUGCGCUGGGAGCCCAAAGAGUACGGCGGCGUGCAGAUGCUCCACGUGCCCUCGGACCACAUCUGGAGACCUGACAUCGUGCUGUACAAUAAUGCGGACGGCAACUUUGAGGUGACCUUAGCCACCAAAGCGACAAUCUACCAUGAAGGCCUGGUGGAAUGGAAGCCCCCUGCCAUUUACAAGUCGUCUUGUGAAAUAGACGUAGAGUAUUUCCCCUUUGACGAACAAACGUGCGUUCUCAAGUUCGGUAGUUGGACGUACGAUGGCUUUAAGGUUGACCUCAGGCACAUGGAUGAGAAGACUGGCUCAAAUAUUGUCGAUGUUGGUGUCGACCUGUCUGAGUUUUAUAUGUCGGUAGAGUGGGACAUACUGGAAGUCCCAGCUGUCAGGAAUGAAAAAUUUUACACCUGUUGUGAUGAACCUUACUUAGAUAUAACUUUCAACAUUACAAUGAGAAGGAAGACAUUAUUUUACACAGUUAACAUUAUCAUUCCCUGCAUGGGCAUAUCUUUUCUAACAGUGCUGACUUUUUACCUGCCCUCGGACAGUGGAGAAAAGGUAACACUGUCGAUCUCAAUCCUUAUCUCACUCCACGUGUUUUUUCUCCUGGUUGUCGAGAUUAUUCCCCCCACGUCCCUAGUAGUGCCACUACUAGGGAAGUAUCUCAUUUUUGCUAUGAUCUUAGUAUCUAUAAGUAUAUGUGUGACUGUGGUGGUACUCAACGUACAUUUCCGGUCUCCACAAACGCACAAAAUGGCGCCGUGGGUCAAAAGGGUCUUCAUUCACAUACUGCCCAGGCUGCUGGUGAUGCGCAGGCCGCAAUACCAGUUCGAGGCAAACCGGUGGUUCACGCCGGCCACGGUGAUGCUGCGGUCGCUGCAGGACGACGACUCCUGCUACGGCCCGUUCCAGACGGCGCCCUGCCCCGACGAGAUGCAGCGGCUGCCGCCCACCAACAAGCGCGCCACCGUUCUGGCCGGGCUGGAGGGGCACGAGUCCUCGUCGGACACCUCGCAUCCGAGGACGCCGUCCAAGGAGGACCUGUCGCCACUGAGCCUGCUGGACGGCGGGCCGUUCGGGGGUUCGUGCCUGAUCCACGGGCCGGGCGCCAUCCGGGACCCACCCGACGAGGAGAUGCGGGAGGUGCUGUCGGACCGCGAGGACGCCGCGGGCUGCUGUUCCACCGUGCGGAGCUGCGGGGGCGGCGGCAGCAACCGGCCGUCGUCGCCCGCCGUGGCGCAGCAGGCCCCCGGGCCCCUGCUCGUGCCCGUGCCGCACCGCUUCUCGCACGCCCACUGCCCGCCGCAGGUGCACCGGUCCUGCUUCUGCGUGCGCUUCAUCGCCGAGCACACCAAGAUGCUGGAGGACUCGACCAAGGUGAAGGAGGACUGGAAGUACGUGGCCAUGGUGCUGGACCGACUGUUCCUGUGGAUCUUCACGCUGGCGGUGCUGGUGGGCACGGCGGGCAUCAUCCUGCAGGCGCCGACCCUGUACGACGACCGCAUCCCCAUCGACAAGCGCUUCGCCGACGUGGUGCGGAACGCGACGCCCGUGCGCUGCCCGCCGCCCAACUAACUGUUGUUGUUGAACUUGUUCUUGUUAAGUGUGUGUGUUGCCAUGCGACGGGGGCGGGGCACGCUCUUCCAAAGUGACGCCGUGGCUGGCGUGCCAAUUUCCCCCGCAUUUCCCCUACUUUCCCCGCGGCCGGGGCGCGGCGCAGAGCGCAUUGCUCAAAGUCUCAGGUGGGGCCCGGCCCGCCCUCUGUACAUACGGGGGCCCCGCGUGAGACCCUCCAUUCUGCGCGGCGUCCCCCCUCCUCCCUCUCCGCCCCGCGCCCCCACGCGCCAAUAGUUUCGCCCGCUAGGCCUUAAGGAGACUCCAUGAAUUGAAAUGAACGCCGGCAGCCAAAUGCACUAGACUGGCAGGCCGCGGGAGAGGAGAAUGGAUUUUGCCUGAAAACGUUCGCCGUUCGUUCUCAUAACGCCUUGUAUUCAAAUGCGGCGCGGCGGCGCUGCGGCAGGGGGAGAUUUGCCUCCCCAUGGCGGGGCACGGGGUUGCCUGCUCAAUGUGUGUCUAACGAGUAGACUCCCGGGUAAAUCGAUCAUCUCGAAUCCAGAGUCCGCUGCUGGCUGCCGGCGCCGAGAAGCACAGCGGCCACGUUGUAGGACUACAAGCAUUGAGGCCGCGCUAGCUAAGGCAGCAACCAGUCUUUUCACAAGCUUUCGUUGAUCGGUCUCCAAAAUGCUCAGUUUUGUCUUGGUCCAGUCUGCAUACUCGCGAGCACACCUCAAAGGUGAAACAAUUAGUACUUUGUUUUGAGCACUGCCAAAGUUUGCCACGAGGCAGGCUCGUUGUUUGCGCUCUCAAAACCCAGGCACCGCCACUUAGUUGGCUUUAGGGUCCCCUCGGCCCGGCGAAGGCGGGCAAAGGCGGCGCUGAUUUUCGGCCCAAUAGCAGUAGAAGGCGCGAAGGCAAAGUUUGAGAGCAGCCGUAGGGAACUUCUCGCAAGGCGACUGCUGAAUAUGCAACGAGCUCCUUUCAACAUAUUGCAUGAAAUGUGCAGGCCCGAGUUGCCGCAAGUGUGAAUUUCGCCCCAUGGCUGCGUACAGUAAAGUCUCAAUGCAUCGUGGUGCAAUUUCCCUAGCUCAAUACAUUUAUUUGUACCAUAAACAUUUUUUCAAACGCCCCGUUUUGUACUGUGUAUAUAUUAAAUUGAAACGGCAUAUAAGUGUUAAUGUGUUAGUUGUUAAUUUUAUUUUUGUAGUGGCAAGCUUCAUGUAGGGUUACUUUCUGGGGUUUAAACGGUGCGGUUUAAUAUUUGUUAUUGUUGUUUGUAUUAAAUUACCACUUCUAAAUUACGCAAUCUCUAAACCAUCACUGCCGACAGGGAGUGCUGUUACUCCUCCUGGUGGACUAAGCUCAUGCAGUUGAUUCCCGCGACAGACAGGACUACGACACGUCCCGAGAGCGUCCGCAGGGACUUGAUUAAAUGGGACCAAAUAAACGUCAAGCUGGACGCCAUCAACACGUAAAUUAAACGCAAAACUUGGCCUCCUCGCGGCGCGCCUCACGGCGAGCCCCACCCCCCCGGCCGCCCGAGGUGGCCAGUGUCUAAACUUUGCCCACCAAACCCUGACUACCCCGUUCGAAUCAGUAUUCGAAUCGAAGCGAUGCCACUGUCGGGUCAUACCAAUGGCUGACUGUUCUUGUUUUGUUGAUCGUUAGCCCCAGUCGGAUGGUGCCGCACGUCCCACGGACCGACUAAGCGUCAUAUUCUACAUGCAGCACCCAACGCGCUUCCCGGCCUCUGGCUGGCCUCUGGCCCCGGCUGGCCCCGGCUAGCCCCGGCCUCUCGGGAAGCGCGGCUGCGCCACGUAGGGUAGUAAACAUAGACUAGAAAAACUAUUCGACAAUGUCAGCCAGUCCCAUUCGCAUCUCUGUGCUCGCUGUCUCUCUUCCUUUUCUUGGGGCCUAAGUGUUAAGCUUUACAAGUGAUCGCUCAAUUUUUUUAACGCCUGUUAUCCCUGCUUUCCUGCUUUGAACUCUCUCUAUCCUUCUCGCUUUGGGCAUCGUGCUGUCGUGCUUUCCGUUUCAAUGUGGUUAGUUGUGCCGAAAUUUCACGGAGAUUUUGUUUGCAUUGGACUAGAAUUUCAUCGGAUGUAGACGAAUCGGACGCACUCGUGUGUGACUGCUUCGCUUGGUUUGUAAAAUAAUGCGUGUACAUAGUAAACUAAACAUGUAAAAGUCAAUGUUGAAAAUAAAUGUUCUAAUAGGUCUAGAACUACUAGCAAUCCUUAGAAUGUUAAAAAAAACAUACUAACUAAUCUUACCUAAAAUAACCAAGUGUUAGCUCUGGAAAUGUUACCACAUUUUUUUGUUUUUGUUUUGUUUUUAAAUGUAGAAAUUAAGCUGCAGGAAAACAAAUCUGUGCCUUUAAAUUGGUUUCUGAUAUGGACCACGACUUAAGCUCUUUAUCUGUCUCUCUCCCUCUUUCUCUCUUUUUUAAAAUUUAUUUUCAAGAUGGACCUUUUCUUUGUGUUUACGCGCAGAACGAACUGAAACUUGUGCCGAACGAUUACAAACCGGCUGCAUUCGGCAAGUGUCAUAUAUUUUUGCAUAAUGUGCUGUACUAUACGAAUCUUUCAAUGGCUCUGUCUCCAACUUGUCCUGUUCUUCCCCGGACCAUGAUCGACAAAAUCCCUUCAUAAAACUUCAUACAUCACUCUCUCUCCUUCUUUCUUGAACCAUUUCCAGAAAGGGUAUCGAAAAGAGAAUUUCGUUGCCAUGUGAUAACUGAUGCUUUUAUUGUAUGAUUCUUUAAGGUGCGUUUGUGAGGGGUGAACUGAAAUGGUAAACUCGAUGUGUACCACUGGACGCAUACCGUUGGGACAAGGUUUUGAGUCCAAUGAUAAUUUAUUGUACUGUAAACAAAAGGAUUUUUAAGUGGCAGCAAUACUGAUAAAUGCUCCUCAGUCGUGAGGUAACAUGACCAUUUACAAAGAAAUUGUUAAUUCUUCCGUAAUUAUAUGAUUUGGUACGCUUGAGCGUGGUUAAGGCAUGUCGACACACGUGUCAUCGAAGCUGUACUUUAGAAUAGGAAAUGUUCGCAGUGUUUCGUGCUAACAUUGUUGGUAAUGUAGUAAAGCCGUCCCCAUAUUUUGUAAAAAAAAAAAGAAAAAGAAACGAAA
Messenger RNA from Thrips palmi, 5187 nucleotides. RefSeq names its product acetylcholine receptor subunit alpha-like. Gene Ontology annotation, biological process: monoatomic ion transmembrane transport; nervous system process; regulation of membrane potential. Gene Ontology annotation, molecular function: transmembrane signaling receptor activity; acetylcholine-gated monoatomic cation-selective channel activity. The record is from RefSeq and is a predicted model, not a curated record. The coding region runs from base 179 to 2074 and encodes 631 amino acids. Gene Ontology annotation, cellular component: postsynaptic membrane; neuron projection; synapse. NCBI's taxonomy places the organism in Eukaryota, Metazoa, Arthropoda, Insecta, Thysanoptera, Thripidae. The transcript is spliced from 11 exons.